Messenger RNA from Aspergillus clavatus NRRL 1, 1410 nucleotides. RefSeq names its product oleate delta-12 desaturase odeA. The record is from RefSeq and is a predicted model, not a curated record. The coding region runs from base 1 to 1410 and encodes 469 amino acids. Gene Ontology annotation, molecular function: oxidoreductase activity. The transcript is spliced from 2 exons. Gene Ontology annotation, biological process: lipid metabolic process. NCBI's taxonomy places the organism in Eukaryota, Fungi, Ascomycota, Eurotiomycetes, Eurotiales, Aspergillaceae.
AUGUCUUCCACUGCUCUCCCUAAGCGCGUUGCGCUGCACCGCAACCCGACCACCGAGUCCUCGGUCCCCAGCUCCGUCUCUCCCUCGCCCUUCGACAGCCCCCGUCAGUCGCCUUCCUCGACCUCCCUGUCGUCCAUGGCCUCCGAUGCCGAGAACGUCGGCGGCAAGAUGCUUGACACCUAUGGCAACGAGUUCAAGAUCCCCGAUUACACCAUCAAGCAGAUUCGGGACGCCAUCCCCGCCCACUGCUACGAACGCUCCGCCGCCACCAGCUUGUACUAUGUCUUCCGCGAUAUGGCCAUCCUUGCUGCCGUCUUCUAUGUCUUCCACAACUAUGUGACUCCCGAGACCGUCCCCUCUUUCCCCGCUCGCGUUGCCCUGUGGACCAUCUACACCGUCGUCCAGGGUCUCGUCGGUACCGGUGUCUGGGUUCUGGCCCACGAGUGUGGUCACCAGGCUUUCUCCCCCUCCAAAGUCCUCAAUGACACUGUUGGCUGGAUCUGCCACUCCCUGCUCUUGGUCCCUUACUUCUCCUGGAAGAUCUCCCACGGCAAGCAUCACAAGGCGACCGGCAACCUGGCCCGUGACAUGGUCUUCGUGCCCAAGUCUCGCGAGGUGUAUGCCAGCCGUAUCGGCAGAGCCGCCCACGAGCUGAGCGAGCUUAUGGAAGAGACCCCCAUUGCCACUGCCAUCCACCUUGUUCUCCAGCAGCUGUUCGGAUGGCCCAUGUACCUGCUGACCAACGUUACCGGCCACAACAACCACGAACGCCAGCCCGAGGGCCGUGGCAAGGGCAAGAAGAACGGCUAUUUCGGUGGUGUGAACCACUUCAACCCUUCCAGCCCUCUGUACGAGGCCAAGGACGCCAAGCUGAUCGCCCUGAGCGAUCUGGGUCUCGCCAUCACCGGCGCUAUCCUCUACUAUGUCGGCUCCAACUAUGGCUGGAUCAACCUUCUGGUCUGGUACGGAAUUCCCUAUUUGUGGGUGAACCACUGGCUCGUUGCCAUCACCUUCCUCCAGCACACCGACCCCUCGCUCCCCCACUAUGAGCCCGAGGCAUGGGACUUCACCCGUGGCGCUGCUGCCACCAUUGACCGCGACUUCGGCUUCGUUGGCCAGCACAUUUUCCACGACAUCAUCGAGACCCACGUCCUCCACCACUAUGUCAGCACCAUCCCCUUCUACAACGCCCGGGAGGCCAGCGAGGCCAUCAAGAAGGUCAUGGGCUCCCACUACCGCACCCAGGCCCACACCGGAUGGACCGGGUUCCUCAAGGCCAUGUGGACUAGCGCUCGUGUCUGCCAGUUCGUCGAGCCCACCGAGGGCGCCAUGGGUGAGAGCAAGCACGUGCUCUUCUUCCGCAACACCAACGGCAUCGGUGUUCCCCCUGCCAAGGUUGCCGCCAAAUAG